AUGCUGUUCCAAUUUGUUAUAGCACUUUUGAUCACCUCAACGUCCGCUAAAACCGAGUUUUUCGGCAAAGCUGAUAGUGAUGACGUCCACGCAAAUAUUCGAUUCGAAUUUGAGCUUAAUGUGGAGAUUGGGACACCAAGUAAGUACCAAUCUUAGAUGGUCCUGUUGUAAAGUAGAUUUCCUGUAAUUGGCCGAUCUUUAGGCAAGACAUUCAAACUCGCAAUUGAUCUUCAGUCUGAUGAGAGCUGGAUCUAUGCAGUAUCAUGUCGGACUUGUCACUCCCACUGGAAUAUCAACCAUUAUGACUACUUGUAAGUGCAAAGAGAUCGAUAUUAGUCUGUCGGGAAAAUAACGAACACUCUAUCGCGUCGAAAAUUUCAUCGCCGCCGAGAAAAUAAAUUGUGUAGCGGAAAAAUCAAAUUGCUUUUCGGUUCAGCAACGCGACUAGCGCAGAGUUAUCUAUGCUGCGCUCAUAACUUUCCCGACAGACUAAUAUAAAUAUAUUGGUAUCGCCUUACUUGACCUUUUGAAAUUAUCAUAAAUUUGAUCAAGUUCAUGCUUGAAAAGAAUUUGCCGUAGGACGUUCAAAGGCAUAGAGAGUUGUAGAUUUCGUGGAGGGCCACGGCAAACUGAAAUAGAACAAAAAUGUCUCACGCCCACUUUUGAGUUUUGUCCAAACGAAGUGUCACAACUAACAAAAGCAAUAAAAUAAUUUCGAGAAAAAUAUUUUUCCAUCGAAAAACCAUACGAAAAAUUCUGUUGUGACAUUUCGUGUGAACUUGAGCGAUACUGGGUGUGCGAAGUGCCGAAACGAGGAGGGAGACUCCCUGGGUUGCCGUGAGGGCUAGCUAGCAUAGUCUCUUUUAAUUCGCACAUUUUGGUACUUGAAGUCGGAAAACUUGCCAGCAGUAAAAUAAUAAUUAGUAAGCUUGUAGAAUGUCACCAUAACUUUUUCCGUUGCUAUUGGUACAGUCGACGAAAGAUUUUUAGCCAUUUCGUUUUCGAAGCCAUAAAAAUCUCGAUGCAAAAGUCGCUACAAAUACACACAUACCGGUUAGCUGAAGCUCAUGAUGGCUAAAACUUUCAGUAAAACAAAGUAAACAUAUUUGGCUUAAUGGGCAGAAUAUUUGCUUCUCCGUAUUUUACCCUAACAACACCAAAAAAUCGAAUUGCUUUACAGGUCCUCCAAGACCUUCAAGAACGUCUCAACUCUGUUUUCCAAGACCUACUCCAGCGAAAGUUAUAACAAGACGAGCAUAGUCAAUGGAUACGUGGCGAACGAUGAGUUCCAGGUAGACCCAAUACAUCGUUUUUUCUCCAAGCUGCGCCCUCAGCUUGCUUGAUGAUUACAAUACUAAAGACAAUUUUUCAGUUCUCCCGUGAGCCCGCUGGGCGCUACAACUUUAACUUGAUAACUCAACUCAAAGACGAGGACAUGACUGAAGACGCUUAUGGAGACCAUCAUAGUGGUUUGGCUGGGUUCGGCUUCCCCUCGAAUGGAGAUACGAAAUGGAUUGGAAAUAUUGCCUUCAAAGGAGAAAAGAAGGUGAUUUGUCUUGGAAAUUAUGGGUAAGGUUUUGGGUUUUGUUCAGUAAUAUAUGAACUGUCUUCUGCAAGGAAUACAAAGAAUUAGCACAAAAAGCUCCAAUUCAACGAGACCCAUUUAUAGCGGGACAAAUGCAGAGGUCCCAACGGUCGAGUUUAGGUCAAAAUAAACUUCCUUACAGUUCUUUUUGGUCCCUCGCAGUUUGCUGUACUUACACCAAAAUUUCACUGUGUACGGUUUAUGUAGUUUCGCUGUGUUUGUUCUCGGGCUUUUCUCAAUCUGGGGCCGACAGAACCCUCUGCAUUGGUCUCGAAAACCAUAACCCUAUUGGCUUAGCUAUUCAACCAAUUUUGCGAAAUUGGAUAUAAAUAUUGGCCCAAUACCCGAUCUGCCCCAAAUGAAAGGUUGCGUUUCAGUGACGGCCUCGCUUUCCGCUCCUUCGGCGGGUUUCCAUCCUUCCACCAUCAAAACCUCUCCUCAUUGGCCGUUACAACAAGUAGUGGGAAAUGGACCGUUAAGAUUGGUGGUCAACAAUACGGAAGAGUUCGAAUAGGUCGUCCAACCGACGUUGCCAUCUCGACGUUGACUCCUUAUAUUCACGUCUCCAAGGCAAUUUUCAGUGCCGUAAUGAGAGAGCUGAUUCCGGACAAUCAAAAUGGCGAGAAAGUUGUUGAUUGUGCCAAAAACGCGACAGCCUUGCCUUUGAGAAUUCAAGCCGGGGAUGUGUGGCUGGACGUGGAGCCGAAGAGAUAUUUGCGAAAAAUUAAGGUGAGUCUUCAAAAAGUUGUGGUUGUUUCUGAUGGCAUUUUUAACCAUACCACUUUUUUAUCUAUUUUUUGAAUUUUCAAAAAAUUGAAGUUUUGUGUACCCUCACAUACACAUGGAGGCUACUAGUCCUUCCGGAAAGUCGCCGGACUGAUUUUUGGCGUUUGCACUGUGCGAAAAGACUCAGGGUGCGAGCGACAUCCCAAAAAAGCCUAUUGCACGGUGCACGUCAAACUGAGGAGUCCGGUGACCCGAAUAGACUCUUCGCUAUCGGUUUUUUACACUUCGUCUAUUUCGCAGAGAAAGAGAGAAAAAAGACACGCAAAAACGUACUCUCUCGCCCCAAAAAUUCCCCAUUUCUCCCCCGACACAACGUUUUUUCGCGUCUUUUUUUGGCAAAUUGCCAAUCGAUUCACCGGACUUUUUUAGCUUGUCUCAGUUUGACGUGCGGUGCAAAAGGCAAGAAAUUGCACAGUGCAAAGUGAACUUUCGUUUUCGCAGAGUGCAUGUCGCCGAUUUCCGUCCGGCGACUUUCCGGACGGACUAGUAAAAGAUAGGGCUUGCAACAGAAUGCCAAAAAUUUUAAACAAUGGCAAGAAAUUCAAGUUUUCAUGUUCUAGAGGUCUAAACUACACUAGCCUAGCAUAUACACUGCACAGAAAAUCCGUGCACAAUAGAACCUUUCCUUGAGCUGCCAUUUUAGCACUAUUUCUUUACUUGCAACACAACGCCAAGACUUUCAAUUUCAGGCGGGAAAUUUAAAAUUUAUGAAUUUCAAAUCAUGUCAGUUGCGUUAAAAGUGUAUAAAAAGCAAACCUAAUCCUUUUUGAUUCUUGCAACACAAUGCCAAGGCCUUUUUGACGCUUACAACGCAUUGCCAAAAAUUUGGAAUUUGCGCGGGAAAUUUGAUAUUUAUUUUUUUUUAUGAAUCCUCUCUAGUGCCUAAAAAAUGGCUGAAAGUAAUACCAUCAACACCGCACCCAACGAACAGCUUCAAAGGCUCCAAGGACUCAAUUUUCUGCCGAAAAAACUCCGUACAACAAAUGCCUUCUAUAACGAAAAAUUUUUAGGGGUCCUUGUGAUUCGUUGAACGGAGGCUUGACUGUUUUUGGACUUUAAGAAAUUUGCCAUAGACUAAUAAAACAAGCCAUUUUGAAAUAGGACUUCUGUAUGUGUUGCGAAACAUAUUUUUUAUUUUCAGGGAUCAGAAAACAAAUGUCUAUUAUUAAUCAAGCAGAGUAAAUUGGACACUGAGCUGACCUUUGGUACUUCGUUUUUGGAUGACCAUCCAAUCUGCGUCAACUACGACCAAAAGCUUCUGCACUUCCUCAAAGUCAUCCCAGUCAUCCGUACCACCACUGCAAAGCCAAAAAUUGAAUUUGGCAUAUAA
Messenger RNA from Bursaphelenchus xylophilus (pine wood nematode), 3701 nucleotides. NCBI's taxonomy places the organism in Eukaryota, Metazoa, Nematoda, Chromadorea, Rhabditida, Aphelenchoididae. The record is from the annotation of a GenBank genome assembly.